UUAGUUCCGCCUCUUUCAUUGAUGAAAUUUAAAUUCUUGUGGUUUCUGCCUCUUAACCAGUUUGUCCCAGACCUUUAUUUCCGAGGACAGAUGCACGAAGGAUCAGGGAGGAAUCGGGCAGGCGCCGGAGCCUCGUAGAAUUCCUUUGGAGGCUGGGGCGGGAGGGGGAAGCCGCGGGCGAUUUUUUACCUUUGGGUUUGGUUGGAUUUUUUUUUACUAAAAUAGCCUUUUCACUUAACUGAUUCUUUAUAAACUGUUUAAGUAACAGCUGAGAAAUAGCUGUUGUUAAUAGCAACAAAGCGACAAGAACAACUCCCUCCCCACCCCAUUUUCCUGAGCUAUUUCUUUUUUUGUUCCUGAUCGCGAGGGAAGGGGAUCUUACAUUUUUAUAUUUUGUAAUAGAACUGUAUUUUCAUAAAGAUUCAAAAUGUCGUCGUUUGUAAAAGACUAUAGCAAAGCGAUGUCUCAGGCCGGUACUUCCCCGUUCCAGGAAGCAAUUAGACAAGAACUGGAAUAUUCCAUGAAAGUGGAACUGGACAAAAUACUAGCAACAGCACCACAGAAUGAGCUAGAGCACACUAAGAAAGACCUGGAAGGGUUUAAAAAGCUCUUUCAUAGAUUCUUACAAGAAAAAGGACCUUCUGUGGAUUGGGGGAAGAUCCAGAGACCUCCAGAAGAUUCUAUACAACCCUAUGAGAAGAUAAAAGCUAGAGGAUUACCUGAUAACAUAGCUUCUGUUUUAAACAAGCUAGUUGUGGUGAAACUCAAUGGUGGCUUGGGUACCAGUAUGGGAUGUAAAGGCCCCAAAAGCCUUAUUGGUGUGCGGAAUGAGAAUACCUUCCUGGAUCUGACUGUUCAGCAAAUUGAGCAUCUCAACAAAACCUACAAUACAGAUGUUCCUUUGGUGCUAAUGAACUCCUUCAACACUGAUGAAGACACCAAAAAAAUCUUGCAAAAAUACAGCCACAGUCGUGUGAAAAUCUACACUUUUAAUCAAAGCAGGUAUCCACGAAUUAAUAAGGAGUCUUUACUACCAAUAGCAAAAGAUGUGUCUUACUCGGGAGAGAAUACAGAGGCUUGGUAUCCCCCAGGCCAUGGGGAUAUCUACGCAAGUUUUUAUAAUUCUGGAUUGCUGGAUAAUUUUAUUACUGAGGGGAAGGAGUACAUUUUUGUGUCUAACAUAGAUAAUCUUGGUGCCACUGUUGAUCUCUACAUUCUUAACCAUCUCAUGAAUUCACCAAAUGGAAAACGCUGUGAAUUUGUUAUGGAGGUCACCAACAAAACAAGGGCAGAUGUUAAGGGUGGUACGCUCACACAAUAUGAAAACAAACUGAGACUGGUAGAAAUAGCUCAGGUGCCAAAACCACAUGUUGAUGAAUUCAAGUCUGUUUCAAAAUUCAAAAUAUUCAACACAAACAAUCUAUGGAUUUCAUUAUCUGCAAUUAAGCGGCUACAGGAGCAAAAUGCUAUUGAUAUGGAAAUUAUUGUCAAUCCAAAGACUUUAGAUGGUGGUUUAAAUGUUAUUCAGCUGGAGACUGCUGUUGGUGCUGCUAUUAAAAGUUUUGAGAAUUCUUUGGGAAUAAAUGUGCCCCGUAGUCGUUUCCUGCCUGUGAAGACCACAUCUGAUCUUCUACUUGUGAUGUCUAACCUAUAUAGCCUCAAUGCUGGAUCUUUAACAAUGAGUGAGAAAAGGGAAUUUCCUACAGUGCCACUGGUCAAACUGGGAAGCUCUUUCACCAAGGUUCAAGAUUACCUAAGGAGGUUUGAAAGUAUCCCGGAUAUGCUUGAACUGGAUCAUCUUACUGUUUCAGGGGAUGUCACAUUUGGCAAAAAUGUUGCAUUAAAGGGAACAGUCAUCAUUAUAGCAAACCAUGGUGACAGGAUCGAUAUCCCACCAGGAGCAGUUCUGGAAAACAAAAUUGUCUCUGGUAAUCUUCGGAUCCUGGACCACUAAGAUGAUGUGAACGGAUACAGUUGCUGCUGGUAAUCUACUGGAAUGGUUUCAGAAAUGGAAGAAUUCCAUAGGCAUUAGAUUUGUACACAAAAGCUCUAUAUAGUUAGCUAUCUACUCACUGUACCUACAGUAUUAUUUCUAAAUAAUUUUUCUGUCCUUUCUUCUAAUUGAAAGAAUAUUUAAGGAGGUAGAAAUCCUUAAAUGACUAUAUAAUUCAGUUAAUAAAAUCUGAAGUGCAAUAUUGUUUGUCUUAAAAAAAGACAGGCAGCUUUUGUGUAAGAUGUUCAACAGGCUAAUCUAAUGUUCAGUCAAUUUUGAAUUGCUUAUAAUUAAAAAAAGCUGUGAAGCAAUACACUGUUAACUAUUAAAUGCAAAAAUGUGAUGAAAUGUAACACCCACCCAUGCUAGACACCCAGAUGUUUUGCUACUAAGACAUGUUCAAAAUGGAACAUUCUUUGCCUUCCUCCCUCCCUCUUCACAGACGGUUCAAUAUCUCACAUCUGUUUUGCUUCUUAAAAGCUGCAGUUGUUGUGCUCUUGUGUUUGACAGAAACGCCAGGAACAAAACAUCUGAAUGGUUACUUUUGUCACCAUCAUGUAGCAUCACUCUUAAGCUGCUGAGAAUUGCAUUCUACUUUUAAAUGCAGAACAGGUUACCUCUUCAGUGUACUCAUGUUUGUACAGUUAAAAUUGUGCAUUAAUACUGAUGUGGCAACAAAUUUCACAUGUGUACAGGUACUGAAAUAAAAGAAUAUGAAGCCCCCGUUCUUGAUA
Molecule: messenger RNA, 2727 nt
Organism: Pogona vitticeps (central bearded dragon)
Lineage: Eukaryota; Metazoa; Chordata; Lepidosauria; Squamata; Agamidae
Gene: UGP2
Product: UDP-glucose pyrophosphorylase 2
Biological process (GO): UDP-alpha-D-glucose metabolic process
Molecular function (GO): UTP:glucose-1-phosphate uridylyltransferase activity
Source: RefSeq, a predicted model, not a curated record